Molecule: messenger RNA, 4804 nt
Organism: Chanos chanos (milkfish)
Lineage: Eukaryota; Metazoa; Chordata; Actinopteri; Gonorynchiformes; Chanidae
Gene: fzd5
Product: frizzled class receptor 5
Exons: 1
Coding region: 986-2725 (579 amino acids)
Biological process (GO): canonical Wnt signaling pathway; non-canonical Wnt signaling pathway
Cellular component (GO): plasma membrane
Molecular function (GO): Wnt-protein binding; Wnt receptor activity
Source: RefSeq, a predicted model, not a curated record
CACGCGGCGGUGGUAAACUCAAUUGGAGCCGUUCUUCCCGGAGAAGUGGAGGUAUACCUGAAAUUUUAGAGGUUUAGAGGUCAAAGAGUUCAGGGUUUCAUUCUGGCACUGUGAGUAAGCAGCAACGCCUUGGGGAUUUUUAGGAAAAAAUAAUUAAGAAAAAGUAAACUUGGGGGAUGCGAGGUUGCACCUGAAGUCUGUUUUCCUCAUCCAGUCUAAAAGCCAGCGCGUGGACAGCAAUCAUUUUCGGUCCUUAGUUUGUUUGGACUUUUACUCCGUAUUUUGUGAACAGUUUUGGACUGCGCAGAAUUCGGUUGAAUCGUGAAUUUGAAUGGAUUUAAAUGAGACACAAGAACCACUUUUUCCUCAAGUCAUCGAUGAUUUCACCUGCAAGCAAUCGAAUGUGAAGAAAAAAACAGUUUGAAAUAAGAAAACACUUUUUUGUUGUUAAACGACUUAGAUUGAGAUGUAUAAAAAACAGAGGAGGGAAUGAACUUUAAACUUUUGGUACUGUGCUAUUGGUACUGUGAAUGAUUGACCGUUCUGCGUAAAGUUGGCUCACUCGGCUGCCUUCCAGAUACAUUGAAACCUGCAGCGAGUUUCAGUGAAUGCUUGCAGUACUGCAGAUUUCUGCUUUUCUUCUGUUCCUCACGCCUGACGUAUUAUUUUUGAACUUGCGAUGUGUUUGCAGCCAUAGUCAUUCUGAAAUGUUCUGCUCGAGCAAACAAAACUCUGGAAUGAAACUUCCCCAUGAUUUACUACACUGUGGACUGUGGACAUGCUGCAGGAGCAAUUACGGUUUCCUUUAGGGAUUUCUUCCUUCCGAAGAGCUAUAAUAAAUCAAAGAAAGGCCUGAGCUGAGAAAAUACUCAAGUUUUACGUUUGUAAUUCCGACCAGUUUCAUUCCGUGCAUACUUCUGUGUCUAACGAAGUUUGUCGCAGCAGCAACGCUUUUUAUUUUUCUUGCUUUUUUUUUUUUUUUACCAUGUCGUCUCCCCACUGCAUGUGCUGGUUGUUGGCGCUGUCUUUCUCGCUGUUGCCACGACUCGCGCACGCUGCCUCUAAAGACAUAGUGUGCGAGCCCAUCACCGUGCCCAUGUGUAAGGGGAUCGGCUACAACCUCACCUACAUGCCCAACCAGUUCAACCAUGACACACAAGAGGAAGUGGGUCUUGAGGUGCAUCAAUUCUGGCCACUUGUUCGAAUUCGUUGCUCCCCUGAUUUGUUAUUUUUCCUGUGCAGCAUGUACACCCCUAUCUGCCUGCCAGACUACAAGAAGCCCCUGCCACCAUGCCGUUCUGUGUGUGAAAGGGCUAAGCGGGGCUGUUCACCACUCAUGAUCCAGUAUGGAUUUGAGUGGCCCGAACGUAUGAGUUGUGAACAGCUGCCCAUGCUGGGCGAUCCAGAUCGUCUUUGCAUGGACCAGAACAACAGCGAGUCUACCACCCUGUCACCCUCUUUGCCCAAGCCCACACCAAAGGGCCCAACGCGGCAUCACUCAACUGCAGCCAAAUCCUCUCCUCCGCAGAAGUGUGAUCGUGAGUGCCGUUGUCGGGCGCCGCUGGUGCCCAUCAGAAAGGAAGCCCACCUGCUCUACAACCGAGUUCACACGGGCUCCCAACCCAACUGCGCCCUGCCAUGUCACCAGCCGUACUUCUCGCAGGAUGAACGCACUUUCACCACUUUCUGGAUUGGUCUGUGGUCCGUACUCUGUUUUGUCUCCACCCUCACCACUGUGGCCACAUUCCUCAUUGACAUGGAGCGCUUCAAGUACCCUGAGCGUCCUAUCAUCUUUCUGGCCACCUGCUACCUCUUUGUGUCACUGGGCUACAUCGUGCGACUGCUGGCAGGUCAUGAAAGGGUGGCAUGUGGAGGUGUCGGUGAACAGCGACACAUCCUCUAUGACACUACAGGCCCGGCCCUGUGCACACUGGUCUUUUUGCUCAUCUACUUCUUCGGAAUGGCAAGCUCGAUCUGGUGGGUGGUCUUGUCCUUCACCUGGUUUUUGGCAGCUGGCAUGAAAUGGGGUAAUGAGGCCAUUGCUGGCUACUCUCAGUACUUUCACCUGGCUGCCUGGCUUGUGCCCAGUGUUAAGUCCAUCGCUGUGUUGGCGCUUAGCUCCGUCGAUGGAGACCCUGUGGCGGGCAUCUGCUACGUGGGCAACCAGAAUCUGGAGAGCUUGCGUGGGUUCGUACUGGCACCGUUGGUGGUUUAUCUCUUCACCGGUUCUCUCUUUUUGUUGGCUGGCUUUGUGUCACUUUUCCGCAUCCGAAGCGUUAUCAAACAGGGAGGCACCAAGACAGACAAACUGGAGAAGCUAAUGAUCCGUAUCGGCAUGUUCACCGUACUCUACACAGUACCCGCCACCAUUGUGGUGGCUUGCCUGGUCUAUGAGCAGCAUUACCGGCCAGGCUGGGAGCGGGCCCUUAGCUGCUCAUGUCCGGCCGAGCGACAGCGUCUUGGCCUGGGACCGGACUAUGCUGUUUUCAUGCUGAAGUACUUCAUGUGCCUGGUGGUUGGCAUCACCUCAGGCGUGUGGAUUUGGUCAGGCAAGACACUGGAAUCGUGGAGGCGGUUUAUUGCGCGCUGUGUCCCGUGUGGAGCCCGCAAGCCGGCUGCCUCUGGCUCUUCCAUGUAUAGUGAGGCUAGCACAGCACUCACAGCUCGUGCUGGGGGUGCCCCACCAGGCUCCUACCACAAAGCUGGGCCUCCUUCACACGUCUGAACACUGCCCAGUUUCCCUCUUUUGCACCACUCCAAAGCUGUGCGUACAGCAAGCUGGACCCAUCAGUGUGUGUGUGUGUGUGACUCAUGAACUUAUGACCUGUGUCACAACACUAGUUAGUAACCUAUUCCCAACAACAGUUCUGUGGAUGCCAAUGUGGGAAAGGAGGGAAUGUCUUCAGUUAGGUUUUUUUUUGUUUUUUUUUACUAAAAGCUUCAGGACUAUGUUUAGAUUUUCCUUAUCUAAAGCUAUCAUAAGGAAAGUUUCCAACGAUUUGGAAAUCAAGCCUGGAAAUAAAUGGAGGAAGGAAAACAAGAUUUGUAUUUGUUUAAAAAAGAUUCAGUGAGGGGGAAAAAAAGGAUUUUUUUUUCUCUCAGUUUCUGGUAAUAACAGCUUGGCUGGCGUCCCACAGUUAGCUGUUAGAAUAUAAGUGUCAGUGAACAGAAGCAAGGGGCAUUGACAUGCUAAUCACUAUGUGAAUCAAAAUGAAAAUGUGUGGAGUGUAGACAUGGUAUUUAUUUUAUGUGUAUAUAGUCUUAUACAGACUGUGUUUUAAACAGGCUGCAACCUGUCUAUUGUAUUUGUGAUAUUUUUUUUGGCGAUGUAUUGUACAGCUUGGAUGUGAAUGGAAGCUUGUUUUUAUAAUGAUCAGCUUUGAGUUGCAUGUCACUGAAUGCAUUUUAAGUAAUGUAAUUUACGACUCUUUGAAUAGUAAAAUGUGAGUAAGAAUCGAUAUAUAUAUGUGUGUGUGUGUGUGUUUUAGAGUUACUCUUUCCCCACUAACACUGCAGAUACGAAUGAAUAGAAUAUUUACGCAACACUGAUUGACGAGGGCUCCUAAUUCUGACCUAGUUUAUUAGCUAAGUUACAACAGGAGGAGCGAUCAACAGACCUAACUGUGGAACCAUUACCAAACCAUUAGUCAAAUCUCCCACACCCUAAAAACAGGUACCUCCUUUUAGACUCUGUGUGUGUGUGUAUGCACAUGUAUGUUAAAAAUACCAAUGGUGCCACAUGGUGGUAUUAAAGGUAUCACUUUCUCCUUCACAGAAAAAGCUAUUUUAAUAACAAACAAUAAACUAUUUGAUCUCUGUGGUAUUGCUGUGCUUUCAGUGCAGAGUGAGAGGGUCGUCUGACUUACCUCUGUUUUAUGGCAUCUGUCAGUCAUACUGUCACUGCAAGUUGACUGCCAUCUAGUGGCCAACUAUGUUGUGAACCCAACCCGAGACUUUUUGUAAACAUGAACAAGACUCUGUAGCCCUGUGCGUUUUUUCUUUCUUUUCCUUUUUUUCCCCCUUUUUUUUAAUGUCUGUGCCAUAUAAAGAGAGCUUGUAUUCAAAAUAAUACAUAUUAUGUCUUGUGGUGGACUUUUAUAACUUUCAUGUAUACUGUCAGAGGUUUUAAGCUUAUUUGGUUUGACUAACCACUCAUUUGUAAUAACUACUUAUUUCAGUGCUAGAUCUUGCGGUUCAGAUGUGGUACUUUUCAUGUUUGGAACCAAUAUGAGAAUUCACUAUCCUAGUUCGUCUCUUGGUUUAAGUUUUCUGCGAUUUCAAGAAAAGAUUUCCUUGAAUAAUCGUAAAUUUGAGUUCUCUUCAUUUCUGUAGGGUCCCAUACAGGUGUUGACUUGUAAAUUUCUGUCCCAAAAUCUGGUCAAAAAAGUACGGUGGUAUGAUCAUUUUGACACUCGUUGGCUGUACAAAGCUUGUUUGUGUGUUGUAUGUUUUCCUGAACAGUGUAGUGUUUUUUCCCCCCAUCCACAUUUCUGUAAACCAGUGUUUUGUCAUCCCAAACUGACCUUAAAUGUAACAUCUAGCCAGCUGUUUAUGCCAAGCGCCUUAGAGUUUUGUGUGUGCCAGUCAGUGACUGAAUGUGUACAUAUUGUUUUUGCCCACUUUCAUGUGUAAAUCUUGUAUGGGAUUUCUUUCUGAAGAGUCUGGACUGCAGCAUUUUGGUUUGUUUGGUUUUUUUUUUUCUGGAUUUUAAGAGAUUCUUAGAUAUUUAUGGAAGUGGAGAGUGUCUUUCCCUUGUUUCAUUUGUUUCUCUUACUGGUAGAGAAUAAAAACUGUGGAACAAACC